Aspergillus oryzae RIB40 is the source of this 1761-nucleotide messenger RNA. Its product is annotated as DNA cytosine methyltransferase. The transcript is spliced from 3 exons. The record is from RefSeq and is a predicted model, not a curated record. Lineage: Eukaryota; Fungi; Ascomycota; Eurotiomycetes; Eurotiales; Aspergillaceae. Gene Ontology annotation, molecular function: methyltransferase activity. The coding region runs from base 1 to 1761 and encodes 586 amino acids. Gene Ontology annotation, cellular component: nucleus.
AUGUCCUCAAUCCAGGCUCGUGAGCCGUCAAUUCUUGAAAUAGCAGAUCCUAGACCGACGACCUUGGAAGUUUACGAUAGCGACACAGAUAGUAGUGUUACGCUUGACCAUGACUCGGACGGGCCUGACUAUGCGGAUGACGUGGUGGUCAUCUCGGACAAUCGUCCCCGAGACCCAACGCCCUUUUUGCUCAGCACAAAUGCAGCGGCAAACCUGCGCGAGCUAGUCGACCUUACCCUUCCAACAUUUCAAGCUUUUGAUGAGGACGAUUACUGCACAGACGAAGAGUUCGAGCUGCUCCUUCAAAGUUGGCAGCUGCAUACCCCAAGCCCAAGAGUGACAACACCGGUCGAUGAAACCCGUGCGACAACAGUACUCCCUGUUGAGGAAGUAUGCAUAGACGGCAUACUAUAUAAACCAGGACAGUCACUCGAGCUUUAUGACGGGUCAUAUCUUCGAAUCUGCACAGUUCUGAAGGAUAGCAUGGAUGCAGUUUCUUUCAGUGGCCGCCGGCUCCUUAAAACUAGAAACCAUGCCGGAACCUACGUUCCUAAAGAGCGGAACGAACUAGUCUGGAUUGCCAAUGCCACGGAAAUUAUACCAUUUCAAAUGGCCAAAAAGUUCGUCAGUAUGAACUUCACCAACAUUUGCGCAAUCAGAGGCGAUCCCCAGAAACUAGUGAAUCCCAACCACCUUUGGUGUCGAUUGAAAGAGACUUUGGAGGACGGAGAAGUGUCCAUAGAAUAUGUAUCCUUCGUCGAAGCUGACGAAGGGCAUAAGAUUGAACCCGCUAUAUUACGACAGCUUUGGAGGGGAAAGAGUCGGGCUUUUGGCGAAGAAGACCGCCCUAGAGAAAGCUCCCCUGUAAUUGUGCUAGACAAUCCUGACCCUGUUAUUGACCUCACCUGUUCAGAAAGUGUGGACGAGCAAAAGAGGCGGCGACAGUAUACCUUCGGGGAUGGUUUCUGUGGUGCUGGAGGGGUUUCAUGUGGUGCUCGCCGAGCCGGUCUUUACAACAAGUGGGCAUUCGACAACUCCGAACACGCAACCUCUACCUAUCGGCUUAAUUUUGAGCAUGCAUAUUGCGAACUGAGUGAUAUCUUCAGCUUCUUAACAAGCAAUGAUGAGUUUUUGAGAGUAGAUGUCAGUCACAGCUCGCCGCCCUGUCAGACAUGGUCAUCUGCUCAUACAAUAGAGGGUGCGAACGAUGACGCAAAUUCGGCGUGUGUUUUCUCUAGCGCAGAUUUAAUUAGACGGGCUAAGCCUCGAGUGCACACGAUGGAGGAAACAAAUGGAUUGCUUGAUCGGCACCGUGAUACGCUUCACCGUGUUAUAAACGACUUCAUUGAAAUUGGAUACUCUGUCCGUUGGGGUAUCUUGCGACUUCUCGAAUACGGAGUCCCGCAGACCCGAAAAAGGCUCCUCGUCAUUGCUUCUGGACCUGGAGAGACCCUGCCGCCUUUUCCGCGACCCACCCAUGGUCCAGGCUUGGGUGAAUACCCUACCAUUAGCCAAGCUAUUCAAAAUAUUCCCUUAGGGGCCCCAGAUCAUGAUGUACAGGCAGCGCUAAGUCGCGGUAGAAGGAACUUUACCAAUCGGGAGCUCGCCUGUUUACAGACUUUCCCCAGAAACUUUCGAUUUGGACGCCGACAGGUCCGGAAACAGAUUGGGAACGCGGUUCCCCCUCUGCUAGCUGAAGCUAUGUAUAGGGAAAUCAUUCGGACACUCAAAAAAACCGAUGAGGAUGAAGCUAGCCGGUGA